This is a messenger RNA of Staurois parvus, 348 nucleotides long. Lineage: Eukaryota; Metazoa; Chordata; Amphibia; Anura; Ranidae. The record is from the annotation of a GenBank genome assembly.
AUGGGGCCCCCAGGCAAUAGGGGAUCAUGGGGCCCCUGUGUCCUUGCCCAAACUCAAAAAAGCCUAUGAAAAAGUACCAGGGGCAUCUCACGGGGCCUACUAUUGACCCCGGGCCCUCCAAAUGGUCAUUCUGCCCCUGGGGACAGAUGCAGCAUCAGAUUGAUGCUGUAUCAGGGGCGGACUGACAACUCAUGGGCCCCCGGGCAAUAGGAGAUCAUGGGGCCCCUGUGUCCUUGCCCAAACUCAAUAAAGCCUAUGAUAAAGGUGCCAGGGGCAUCUCAUGGGGCCCCCUACUGACCCCGGGCCCUCGGGCGGUGCCCGAGUUUCCAAAUGGUCAGUCCGCCCUUG